GCAGAGGCUUGAUGUGAGCCACAAGCUGGACCAGUAAUUGCUGUUGUGAGGCAAUGCCCAUUGGUUGUGCCCAGUUGGAGAAGAUGGAUUCACCCAUACUUCCCUUCUCUGCACCAGGCUCUUGUCCUUGGCUAUGCAGGGAGGCUGUUGCAGCCAAGGCAGGGAGGAGCCAGGGAGGAAGGACAUCCCCCCACAAACCCACUUUAUGCCUGUGUGUGUUUUCUGGUGGUAAAACACUUUUCCUGCUUAAUUUCCUUGUUCACAGGAUACAGACUGGUGGAGCGUUGGUCAGUGAGGAGCAGGGCUAGCUGGGGACUGGCUCAGUGUUGCUGGUGACUGUGGAGCUUCUUCACAACAGCCUCUGCAGAGGGUUCAUCUGGGUGAGCUCUAAUGUGGGUGAACUGGAUAAGCCCCUGCUCUUCCCCAAGAUCAUCUCAAGGGUGCUUCAUUCCCCCGACUCCAGCCCUGGCCCUGCCAAGGUGCCACUCUGAGGAAGUUAAUGAUUAUCCCUGACACCUCCAGUCCCCGCUCCUGCCCUGGCUGGAGGGAAUGCAGAAGGCUGGGAAGCAGGAUGCUGCUGCUGGUGUUCCUGGCUCUGCUGGGCUCCGCUGGCUGCCCCAGGACUGAGCCCCUCAGCACAUCCAGCCAGGACCCGCUAUUCCAUGGGGCAGAUCGCUAUGACUUUGCCAUCAUCAUUGCCGCCGGCACCAUGGAAUGCUUCUGGCAGUUUGCACACCAGAAUGGGAACUUCUUCUUCAACUACGAGGUCCAGCGUGCAACAGGGAUCGGCAACAGCAGGAACAUCCUGGUCACAGCGAGCGACCCCAGUGGCUUCCAGCUUGGUGCUUCCCAGCAUGUGCGGGGACAAAUCAACUUCCUCACCAAGGAGAAAGGUUUCUACCAGCUGUGCCUGAACAACCAGCAAAACCACUUGGGCUUCAUGCAGGUGUAUCUCAACUUUGGUGUCUACUACAAUGCCUUCGACACAGACAACAAGCAGCCAGAAGAGCGGAAAGAGCUGAAUGACACCCUGGAGGCAAUUGGGGUCAGCACCCAGAAACUGCAGCUCCACAUCUUCCACAUGUGGCGGUUCUACAACUUUGCCCGGAUGCGGAAAACAUCCGAUUCCUUCCUCCUGGAGUCCAACUACAACUACGUCAACUGGUGGUCGAUGGCUCAGAGCUGUGCCAUUGUCCUCUCCGGGGUGCUGCAGCUCUACUUCCUCAAGCGCCUCUUCAAUGUGCAAGCCCCCAGCAGGCAGAAGUGCUAGUAAUGUCCAACAGUGUGGGAAGGACCAGUGCCUUCAGCGCUUGGUGACAGCGCUAACAGCUAAUUCUGACCCUUCACAGAGAGGGAGGAAAGGCCGGAUCCUGUUUUGAGGAAGGGGAGCUCCCCUGCCCCUCCCUUGGCUGAAAUCACCCCAACAGAAGAAAAGCACAACACUGGACUUUGUGUGCUAGGUCAGUUUAUUACCUCCCUACCCAUCAUUAUGGUGUCCUAUAAUGUCUUUUCUACCAGGCACUUAAUAAAGAACCCCUGGCACCCAAUCUGGGGCGUGAUAGCA
Messenger RNA from Pezoporus flaviventris, 1564 nucleotides. RefSeq names its product transmembrane p24 trafficking protein 6 (gene TMED6). The record is from RefSeq and is a predicted model, not a curated record. Lineage: Eukaryota; Metazoa; Chordata; Aves; Psittaciformes; Psittacidae. Gene Ontology annotation, biological process: Golgi organization; intracellular protein transport; endoplasmic reticulum to Golgi vesicle-mediated transport. The coding region runs from base 500 to 1270 and encodes 256 amino acids. Gene Ontology annotation, cellular component: endoplasmic reticulum; Golgi apparatus; endoplasmic reticulum-Golgi intermediate compartment. The transcript is spliced from 4 exons.